Molecule: messenger RNA, 492 nt
Organism: Exophiala viscosa
Lineage: Eukaryota; Fungi; Ascomycota; Eurotiomycetes; Chaetothyriales; Herpotrichiellaceae
Exons: 2
Coding region: 1-492 (163 amino acids)
Source: RefSeq, a predicted model, not a curated record
AUGGCAUCACAGUGGCUCUGGGUGGCCGGUCUCUUCUUCCUAGCUGUCAGCUUGGUCGCCACUUUAUUUGAGUCAGGGCGGAGGAGAUUAAAGAGCGUUGUGAGAUCAUGCGAUGCUUCGAUCUCUGCCUUGAGGAAGUGUUUGGUCAAGCAGUGCAAAUCAUGGAUGUCAAUCCGGGCCGAAGUGCGAAAACCUUCACCGGCUUCGAAGGUUCAAUUUGUUGCUGUGUGGUCCUUUGGGAAGGGCUUUUAUGCCGUCGAGGUGGCAGUGUACAUCGCUUACGGUGCUUGGACUACAUGGGACAUCGCAAACUUGAGAAGGAGCAAUCAGACCCUGCUAUUGACAUCUGAGAACCAAUGGGGGCUUGGGCAGAUCCUGCCACUGAUCCUCCUUGCGACUUUGGGCUUCAGUCUUGUCGAUUCGGCGAAGGAAGCCUUGGAGGAGGAAAAGGAGAACAAUGAUGAGGAGGAACAUGAGCUGCAAGACCCAUAA